GUGCGCGCGCGGCCCGGCGCCGCCGCCGCGCUGCGCUGCCGCGUGCUGCGCCUCGCCGACAGAGCGGUGUCGUGGAUCCGCUCCAGCGACCUGCAAAUCCUGACGCACGCGGGCGCCGUCUUCACCGCGGACUCGCGGGUGUCCGCCAUCACUGGUGCGGCGGCGGAGCGUGGCGCCGGCGACAGCACGGUGCACACGCUAUACAUCGAGAGGCUGCGCGCCGCCGACUCCGGCCGCUACGAGUGCCAGAUCAACACCGAACCCAAAAUGAGCCUCUUCUUCAACCUAACCGUUUCCGAGGUGCGGGGCGGCGGCGUGUCGGUGCGCGCGCUGGGCCCGCGCGCGGUGCGAAGCGCGGCGGGCGGCGCGGCGGCGCUGGCGUGCGAGGCGCGCUACUUGCGCCCCGAGCCGGACCUGCCGCCUCUCAGGAUCCGCUGGUACCACGCCGGCCGCUUGCUGGACGACCAGAGUCCGCCGGGCGGCGUGGCGCUGUCGGCGGAGCGCUGGGCGGGAGGGGCGCGCUCGCGGCUGUCGCUGGGCGCAGUGCGGCGCCGGCACGCGGGCGAGUGGACGUGUCGCGCGGGCGACGCCGCAGACACGCUCACGCUCGCACUGGCGCCGCGCGGCCCCGCAGAUGAGAUGGAGGCCAUGCAGCACGACCAAGCGGAGGGCCGCGUCAGUAGCGCCGCGCCGCUCGUCGCCCCGCUCGCCGCUCCGCUCGCCGCCGCGCUGCUGGCAAUGCUGGUCACGUGACGUCACGCCUGUCUCCGUAUAAAACAUCUUCUGUAUAUUUAGCCGUGUAUAUAAUGUAAUUUAUUAUGUUGUUAAGCCAAUGUAAAUAAACGUCUAUAAUAAGUACGAAAAUAUUAUUAAAACAU
Molecule: messenger RNA, 878 nt
Organism: Papilio xuthus (Asian swallowtail)
Lineage: Eukaryota; Metazoa; Arthropoda; Insecta; Lepidoptera; Papilionidae
Product: obscurin-like protein 1
Exons: 6
Biological process (GO): synapse organization
Cellular component (GO): neuron projection membrane
Source: RefSeq, a predicted model, not a curated record